Molecule: messenger RNA, 1173 nt
Organism: Chaetomium globosum CBS 148.51
Lineage: Eukaryota; Fungi; Ascomycota; Sordariomycetes; Sordariales; Chaetomiaceae
Exons: 3
Coding region: 1-1173 (390 amino acids)
Biological process (GO): Arp2/3 complex-mediated actin nucleation
Cellular component (GO): Arp2/3 protein complex; actin cortical patch
Molecular function (GO): actin filament binding
Source: RefSeq, a predicted model, not a curated record
AUGGCGAACCCGCCCCCCAUAGUUCUCGAUGGCGGUACCGGCUUUCUCAAGGUCGGCUAUGCCGCCCAAAACUUCCCCGAGUUUCAAUACCCGUCUAUCGUCGGCCGGCCGAUCCUCCGUACCGAAGAAAAGGGCGGGAGCGACAUGAUAAUCAAGGACAUUAUGUGCGGAGACGAGGCCGCUGCCGCACGCACCAUGCUUCAGGUCAGCUACCCGAUGGAAAACGGCAUCGUCAAGAAGUGGGACGACAUGCAGCAUCUGUGGGACUACACCUUCUACGAAAAGAUGAAGGUCGACCCGCGCGGCCGCAAGAUCCUCCUGACCGAGCCGCCCCUCAACCCUCUAAAGAACCGCGAGCAGAUGUGUGAGGUCAUGUUUGAGCGGUACCAGUUUGGCGGAGUCUACGUUGCUAUCCAGGCCGUCCUGGCGCUGUAUGCCCAAGGUCUCAGCUCCGGCGUGGUUGUCGACUCUGGCGACGGCGUGACGCAUAUCGUCCCCGUUUACGAAUCCGUCGUUCUAAACCAUCUCACGCGCCGCCUGGACGUGGCCGGCCGCGACGUCACACGCAACCUCAUCGCCCUCCUGCUGCGUAGGGGAUACGCGCUGAACCGGACGGCCGAUUUCGAGACGGUGCGCCAGAUCAAGGAGAAGCUCUGCUAUGUUUCCUACGACUUGGAGCUAGACAAGCGGUUAAGCGAGGACACGACGGUCCUGGUGGAGAGCUACACAUUGCCCGACGGGCGGGUUAUCCGCGUUGGUUCAGAGCGGUUCGAGGCCCCCGAGUGCCUGUUCCAGCCGCACCUUGUCGACUGCGACCAGCCAGGCAUCGCCGAGUUCCUCUUCAACACCAUCCAGUCCGCUGAUGUCGAUGUUCGUUCGUCCCUCUUCAAGGCCAUCGUCUUGUCGGGUGGUAGCAGCAUGUACCCCGGUCUGCCGUCACGUCUGGAGAAGGAAAUCAAGCAGCUGUGGCUCACGAGGGUGCUAGGAGGAAACCCGGAGCGGCUGAGCAAGUUCAAGGUCAGGAUAGAAGAUCCGCCACGGAGGCGGCACAUGGUGUUCCUCGGCGGUGCAGUGCUGGCCAACAUCAUGGCCGACAAGGAGAGCAUGUGGAUUUCGAAGCAAGAAUGGGAGGAGCAGGGCACCCGAGUCUUGGAGAAGCUCGGUCCCAGAUAG